GUGAACUGACAUCCGGUCGCGGAAGUAGUUCCACACUUGAAUUGAUCUAGACUGGCGGCUGGAGAGAUUAUUAAACAGGAACACUCAAGAUGGCAAGCAAGGAGCACCCGGCCCAUAUUGUACGAUUUGCUAGCAACACCCAACUGGAACCAGAGCCUCUCCACGUUGCCACAAACAAAGAUGGUGUCCUAGAGGCCCAUGUGGGUAUGCUUCGUAACCACCACACCUACCGUAUCGAAAUCCCCCGUACACACACCUUCGGACCACAAAUCACUGCCCACCACCCUCAACCAAACAUUUACGUCCGUGUGUCCGAUGUUUCGUCCACUCAAACUGAAGCAGAUGGUAGUUUCUCAAACGUAAUCACGUGCCAUGUGAAGACCAUUAAAGAAGGCAAUAUAGCUGAGACAAUCACCAUAAGUUCGGAUAGUGAUGAGAGCAAGUGCGAGGAGAUCCUUGUAACGGCCACGGUGCUCCUCACAAACCAAGGCAACCCAAUGCUCAAGACAGGUGUACACAUGUUGUCACACGAGCAUUCGGAGGAGACCGACUUCACUGAGUGGCCGGGGCACGGGAAGGAAGACCAAGACGAUGACUAGACAACUAGCUAUAGGAACAGUAUUAUUAAAUUUUAGAACAAAUUAAGUUGGUGUUAGUCCAAUCAAACAUAUUUCGCACCAUAUUUGUUUACAUGAUGGUCAAUAUAGCAAAGAAUGGAUCUUCUAUCGAGUUGUA
Molecule: messenger RNA, 735 nt
Organism: Halichondria panicea
Lineage: Eukaryota; Metazoa; Porifera; Demospongiae; Suberitida; Halichondriidae
Exons: 2
Coding region: 90-599 (169 amino acids)
Source: RefSeq, a predicted model, not a curated record